UCAUUCAUUUUCAUUCAGGCAGUGGGUGGCGCUCCCCUUCAUCCCCGCUUUGCGGCUCGCGAGCGCGCGUCCGCAUUCAUCCGGCCAGCCGGCGAGCCAGACGGAGCUUCCUCCCCCCCGUCAGACCCGAGCCGAACCCCGCCGAGCGCCAGCGUCGACUGGCGGCGUCAACGCAUCACGCACGCACGGACGCGCGCACCGGCGGGAUGACCUGCUAGCGCAUCUCGACGCACACGACGCGCGUUUCUCCCCCCCCCCCACUGCCAAGCGACAUUCGGCCUCUCUGCGUGUCCUUUUCUCGCGACCAUGGAGACGGUCCGGGUCCACGAAGUCCUCUCCCGGCUUCUGCUCCUCAGCCUCGUGGUCGGAACAGCGGAACCUUUGGUGCGAAACUUGAAGAAACUCCAAGAAGAUAUCGACUGGUCGUACACAGGUGCCCUGAACCAGCGUAACUGGGGGAAGAAGUACCCGUCCUGUUCCAGCGCCAGGCAGUCCCCCGUGGACAUCGACGAGACCUUCACGCAGGUCCGACUUCAGUACCAGAACCUGCGACUGGAGAGCUGGGACCGAAUCAUGGCGGAGUCCACCACUAUCCACAACAAUGGCAAAACAGUGGCUAUCAAUGUGGACGGCGACUUCUACGUAAGCGGAGGUGGGCUGAGCUCCAGGUUCCGCGUCGAUACCGUCACCUUCCACUGGGGGCGCUGCAAUGCGACUUCCGGUGGGUCCGAGCACAGCCUCAAUGGGAUGAAAUACCCUCUUGAGAUGCAAAUCUACGCCUACGAUCCCGCCGCCUUCCGAAGUAUUGAGGAGGCCAUCAGGGAAGGAGGCAGGAUUGCGGCAUUAGCUGUGCUCUUUGAGGUCAGCUUGUAUGACAAUGAAAACCUCAAUCCUAUCAUCGACGCUGUAAACACUGUUACUCGAUUCGGUAAGAGUGGAUCAAUGGAAGCCUUGGCCUUGCAGUCCUUGCUGCCAAACAACACCGCCAAAUAUUACAUCUACAACGGCUCGCUAACUUCUCCUCCCUGCUCGGAGACGGUCGAGUGGGUUGUCUUUCAACAUACCGUCGCCAUCUCGGAAACGCAGCUGGAGGUGUUCUGCGAGGUGAUGACCAUGGAGCAGGCGGGAUACGCCAUGCUGACCGAUUACCUGCAAAACAAUUUCCGAGAACAGCAACAGUUCAUGGGCCAGGUGUUUGCUUCGUACACGGGAGUGGAGGACGUGCCCACGCCAACCUGCAGUUCACCGCCGGAAAAUGUCCAAGCCGACGCCCAGAACGAAACGACCAUCGUCGUGACGUGGGAGCGGCCCCGCGUGGUUUAUGACACCACCAUCGACUGGUACACCGUCACCUACGAGAGGCUGCAAGGCCAAAACCAGAGAAAGCAGGAGUACAGGACCGACGGGGAUCAGGAUGUGGGAGCCAUCAUCACCAGCCUGCUUGCCAACAGCAGCUACGUGGUUCAGGUGGUGGCUGUUUGCACCAACGGCCUCAGAGGAAGAUGGAGCGACCAAAUUAUCGUGGACAUGCCGUUAGAGGAUCCCGAGAGCGAUGCCGUUCCUGAUGUCUCGAAAGACUUUAAAGGGAGCCGAGAGAUGUCACCGAACAUCAGAUGGCAGAAGCCGGAGAAUCCCAACCCUCUGGAUUUGACUCCGGUAGAUCACAGUCCAGUGGAGGAGAUCCCAGCAGAGCAAACCAGGGUUUAUCAAAACCAACCCACACACCACCCUCGGUUGCAAACAACCCAGAGCCCCCCGGUCCAGGUCGCCACUCAGUCCGCCCCGCAGCCUCCUCCCCCCGAGUUGGACGCACAGAAAACACGGCUCAAUCCAAAUGUGAAAAAGAAACCCUACAAUCCGAAAAGCGACGAGGUGAGCAAAAACCAAAUCGAUGACGGGCGAAGAACUCGAACACAACGGGUUCUGACCCACGGCGGCUUGGAUGGCAACGGGGCAAUCUGGGUAACGGGCAUAACCCAGCAGCCGGGCUUCCUGUUUCCCGUUUCUGCCCCUGGCACGCUGCCGACCGUCCGCCGCCAAAUCACAGAAGAGGCGUCUCUGCCGCAUCAGAUACAAGAUCUCAGCCCAACAGAUCCAAAUGAGACGGAAAGUGGCCUCCCUUCUCCCGAGUCGGACCUCUUCUCCCCCUCUGUUGAAGACAUCCAAGUCACGGAUGUUUUCUACGAAGACGCGCUCAACAGCUCUUCCCAAACGGCCACUUCAACUUCACUGCGAUCGAAUGUCACGCUGCCAGGCGUCACGGACUCCCCUCUGGACAGCGAUUCACCCGUGAACAAGCCCCCAGAAGCCAGUACCUCGUUUUGGAUCUCUGAGAGGACGGCAACUGGCAGCAACACCCUCGCUGAUACCGUCUACAAGUCGUUCACUUCCUCUUCUCUCCUCAGAGUGCUCAUGCAUACCACCCAACCCAUGUUUAAUGAGGGAAGCAACAGCAGUCACGAAUCUCACAUCGGGUUGGUCGGCAGUGUGGAGAGGGAGAAGAGGACCGUCAUUCCUCUGGCUGUUGUCUCCACUCUCACCAUCCUGUGUUUGCUGGUGCUGGUGGGCAUCCUGGUCUAUUGGAGGAACUGUUUCCAGACGGCUAACUUCUACCCCGACGACAGCGCGUCGCCGAAAGUCAUCUCAGCCCCGUCCACUCCUCUGCUGCUCGCCACAGACGGUCACGAGCCUUUGACGGUGAAGCAGUUUGUGAAGAAUGUCAUGGAGCUGCACAACACGAACACGUUCUCCAAGGAGUUUGAGAUUGUGAAAGAAUCCUAUGAGGAGGUGCAAACGUGCACAGUGGACAUGGGCAUCACUGCCGACAGUUCCAGUCAACCCGAGAACAAAUCCAAGAACAGAUACAUCAACAUCCUGGCCUAUGACCACAGCAGAGUGAAGCUUACCAACAGUUUGGACAGGGACGGGAAAUGCGAGGACUACAUCAACGCAAACUUUGUUGAUGGUUAUGAGCGUACCAGGGCCUACAUCGCCGCCCAAGGCCCUCUCCGAGCAGGCAGGGAAGACUUCUGGAGAAUGAUCUGGCAGCAGAACAUCGGCAUCAUCGUCAUGAUCACCAACCUGAAGGAGAAAGGCCGAACCAAGUGUGACCAGUACUGGCCAGAAGAUGGUCAGGAGGAGUAUGGUCCAUACCAGGUGACUUUGAAGAGCAGCAAGACCCUGGCUUACUACACACUCCGGACAUUCAUCGUCAGAGAAACCACAAAUAAGGCAGCCCAGAGGAAAGCGGAACACACGGUCCAGCAAUACCACUACACCCAGUGGCCAGACAUGGGCGUCCCAGAAUACACUCUGCCUGUCCUGUCCUUCAUUCGAACGUCUUCUCGGGCCAGAACGCAGGACAUGGGACCCGUCUUGGUACACUGCAGUGCCGGUGUGGGGAGAACGGGGACCUACAUUGUCAUCGACAGCAUGCUGCAGCAGAUCGAGGAUCAAGGCACGGUGAAUGUCCUCGGCUUUCUGAAGCAUGUGCGGACUCAGAGGAACUUCCUGGUUCAAACGGAGGAGCAGUACGUGUUCAUUCACGACGUCUUAGUCGAGGCCAUUUUGAGCCGCCACACCUCCGUCACCUGCGACCACCUCCACUCGUAUGUGUCGGGCCUGCUGACACCCGGAGUGUCAGGCCGGACGCGCAUGGACAAGCAGUUCAAGUUGAUCAGUCAGCGCCAAGCGAAACACGCCGACUACAGCACGGCCCUGCGAGACGGCAACGCCAUGAGGAACAGAGCCAGAGCGCUGAUGCCCGUGGAGAGAUCGAGAGUUUGCCUAACUGCCACGGAAGCAAACCCGUCAGGCUACAUCAACGCCUCCUACGUGCUGGGCCAUCGCCAUAGUAAGGAAUUCAUUGUGAGCCAGACGCCGCUCAGCAGCACCGUGGAGGAUUUCUGGCGUAUGAUCUGGGAGCACAACACACACGCCGCCGUCCAUCUGCCCGACCCACAUUGUCAGAAUGAGGACCAGGACCCGUACGUGUAUCGGCCCUCUGAAGAGCAAAUCAUGAACUUUGAGGGAUUCACCGUGUCACAUUCAGGGGAGAGGCACGUGUGUCUGUCCAAUGACGACAAAGUGGUCGUGCAGGACGUCACGUUAGAAUCCACGCAGAACAAUUACGCUCUGGAGGUGCGUCUGUACAGCGCCUCCUGCUGGCCCAACCCCGACAGCCCCAUUCGGAAUUGUUUUGAACUCAUCAACACAGUCAGCGAGCACAGCAGACGCACGCCCGGGCCUACUGUCGUGCACGACCCGUUGGGAGGCGUGACGUCGGGUCUCUUCUGUGCCCUCACCACUUUGUCCAAUCAGCUGCAGGAGGAGGGGCAAGUCGACGUCUACCAGGCGGCGCGGAUGACCAACCUCAUGAGGCCGGGCGUCUUUAAUGAUAUCGAGCAGUACCAGUAUCUGUACCGGGCCGUGCUGAGUCUGGUAAGCAGCCAGGAAGACCAGCGAGCCCUCCAGAGUCCGGAAACCAACGGAUCAGUCCUGCUGGGGAAGACCAACAUUGCCGAAAGCCUCGAGUCACUCAUGUAGACGACUCACACGCAUAUAAUCAGAGUACAAAUCAGUGUACAGGUCAGUGUCGAAGCUCCUCCGCAAGGGUCCCAAGAGCCGUGAGUACUUUCCCCACACGCUUAAAAACAUCUUUCAUUCUACCCCAUAGUCACAUGACUCUCGCCCUGAAAAGAUGUGAAGCCCGUCAAAAUCACCACAGUCAUGUGAUCACUCACGAUGCGACAAAGUGCACCUUUCUCAGUGCACUGUUCUCAGUUGAGCAAAAAAUGAAAACAAAACAGUUCUUUGAAGUGGUAAUGCAAAGACGGUUGUCCCAGCCAAAUGGCUCUGUGGCCUUUUGUAAUAAUUCACACUUCAUGUACUUUAAAAAAAAAAGCUCUUUUGCUUAUGCUACAUUUUGACUAAACCCACAAUAACGCUCUGUGAUCGACGUCUUUUUUCGAAAGGUGGCUCCCGUCUUGUUUGCACUUCUUGUUAGACAUUCCAUCCAAAUUCUGUCGUGAGUGUGGAACAUUUUUGGUCAGUGUUUUGUCAACGUCCCCAAUCAGACACUGUCGGUCAAUUAAUCAAUCCACUUUCUUCAACGGCGACUAUCUUACUGAUUUUUAUUUUAUUUUUGUGUGUGUGUGUGUGAAGAUCCCUUAAAUACCAAAAGGCCAAAUUACUGUAUGUUUUUACUGUAUGUAUAUUUUCUAUGACAUUUUUCUAGUCAUUUACACAUGCUGUAUAACCGCGUGGAUUCAAUUUGAUAAAUGCACAUAUGGAUCAUAGAUUUAACUCAUUGUUAAUGCUUUUUUUUUUUUUUAAUCGUUCCGGUAAUUGUAGCAAGUUAACACAUUUAUCUGCAGCCACAAACGUGCGCAGUAUGUAAAUAGCAACAGAUUGAAUAAAGACUUGAAUAUGA
Messenger RNA from Hippocampus comes (tiger tail seahorse), 5431 nucleotides. RefSeq names its product protein tyrosine phosphatase receptor type Z1b (gene ptprz1b). Gene Ontology annotation, biological process: peptidyl-tyrosine dephosphorylation. The coding region runs from base 307 to 4545 and encodes 1412 amino acids. Gene Ontology annotation, molecular function: protein tyrosine phosphatase activity; protein binding. The record is from RefSeq and is a predicted model, not a curated record. NCBI's taxonomy places the organism in Eukaryota, Metazoa, Chordata, Actinopteri, Syngnathiformes, Syngnathidae. The transcript is spliced from 32 exons.